Molecule: messenger RNA, 2691 nt
Organism: Temnothorax curvispinosus
Lineage: Eukaryota; Metazoa; Arthropoda; Insecta; Hymenoptera; Formicidae
Gene: SF2
Product: serine/arginine-rich splicing factor 1A
Exons: 3
Coding region: 163-909 (248 amino acids)
Cellular component (GO): nucleus; cytoplasm; ribonucleoprotein complex
Molecular function (GO): mRNA binding
Source: RefSeq, a predicted model, not a curated record
UGCUCCGGAUUUGCACGCCGAUCGCGCCGUCGCUUGCCGUCGCUCCGCCACCGGUGUUGCCGUCUCUCCCUUUUUGUUUGGUUUCUCCGCGCGAGCCCCCGCGUACGUUUUCUCCGAGUUAACGCCGACCGAGAGCCGCGGAGCCGGGAAACAGUAGGUAUCAUGUCGCACGGCGGCAGAAACGAGUGUAGGAUAUACGUGGGCAAUCUGCCGCCGGACAUCCGUACGAAGGACAUCCAAGAUCUGUUCUACAAGUUUGGUAAAGUUACUUUCGUUGACCUGAAAAACCGCCGUGGCCCGCCUUUCGCUUUCGUCGAAUUCGACGAUCCAAGAGAUGCGGAGGACGCGGUGCACGCCAGAGACGGUUACGACUACGACGGCUACAGAUUGAGAGUCGAAUUUCCACGCGGCGGUGGCCCCAGCAAUAAUUUCCGCGGUGGACGCGGGGCUGGGGACAGCGGGAGGGGUGGCCGCGGUGAGAUGAGCAAUUCGCGCGGCCGUGGACCGCCCGCGCGACGAUCGCAGUACAGAGUCCUGGUUAGCGGUCUACCGCCCUCCGGCAGCUGGCAGGAUCUCAAGGACCACAUGCGCGAGGCCGGUGACGUGUGCUUCGCGGACGUUUACAAGGACGGCACUGGGGUCGUUGAGUUUCUGAGACACGACGACAUGAAGUACGCUGUAAAGAAGUUAGACGAUUCGAGAUUUAGAUCGCACGAGGGCGAGGUAGCUUACAUCCGUGUGAAGGAAGACCAUAGCGGUGGCGACAGAGGACGCAGCGAAGACCGAGAAAGGGGCCGUUCCCGUUCGCGAAGCUACAGCCCACGGCGCCGUGGUUCUCCUACUUACUCGCCGUUGCGGCGUAAUUACUCGCGAUCAAGAUCUCGCUCCAGAUCUCGCUCGUACGACUAGUAUGUACGUAUGUGUUUCACAUGGUAAUAUAAGUACAGGUUUUUAUUGAUAUUUGCUCUUUACCAUGUUUCAUUAUUGCUGAUUUAAAUUUCACUCGAUUAAGAUUUCCAAAUCCAAUCCAGACACAGGUUUUGUAAAAAAAAAAUAUUUAAAUUGGUUUCCUAAUAUUGCUUGAAUUCAAUAACUGAUUAAUGAUUGUAUUGUAUCUCUGUAUAAUUAGAGCACGGUUUAUUUCGUACAUACAUAUGUCACAAUUAUUCUUUAAGUUCCUUGCUUUCAAAAUAAGUAUAUCUUAUCAUUCGACCCAAAAGCAAGUUAAUUUAGCGAUUUCAUUUUUAGUCAUUAUUCUGACAAAAGUUUCGCAAUAUUGAAUUAUUUUACAUGGUUAUAUAAAAUACGGUAAUUUUAAUUGUUCUGAAUCUUAUUGUUCUAAAAAAAAAAAAAAAAAAAUGAAAUCGUGCUCGAGAUCAUGUGUAACUGUUCAUCCAAAAACUGUCGGAUUUAAUUUUAAAAAUACAUUCCUCCAUAUAUUUGCCAACUUCUUUUGUCAUCACUACCACUUAUGAAAUGUGUAACAAUUUUGAAGUAUUAUUAAUGAGCCUUUCUGACAAAAUUAGACCUAAAUCAUUAACUCUUAGCUACCAAUUUAUUCUGGCUUUUAACUUUAAUGUAAAUAACAAACAAGAUCACUAAUAUUUAUGAUGAAUACUUUUAUUGACAAUAAUUUAUUCACUUUUUACUAAUAUACGUUUUUAACAAUGGUGGCUACUUUAAUGUAUUAAUAUAUAUUGAUGCUUAAGACUUUAUUUGUAUUCGAAUAUACUUUGUAUGGUGUAAAAUAUGAAAUCUUAGAGUUUGCCUAAUAAAAGUUUCUUUUUGAUAAUCUUUCAUAACUAUCAUGUGACUUUACUAACAUCCUUUUAUAAUCGAAAUCAUCUUCACACUUAGGACAAUUUUAUCCCAUAUUACUAUGAAAGUGUUAAACCUUAUCAUAUACAAAAAACAGACAUAUACAGGAAUAUGGGUAAACUGUUUGUACUAACACACAUGUUCAAAUACACAUUUUAUAGACAUUAAUAAACAUAAAAAAAACAGGGCUUAAAUUAAUACUUAUUUUAGCUUAAGAUGCCUUGCUCUCGUAAUAAGUUUUCAAGUUGAUAUUAUAAUAAGCAGUAAUUAUUAUAUAAUACGACAGCAUAUCUGCAUAUCUAAUCGUCUGAAUUAACAUACUACAUAAAUAAAGUGGAACAACUAUUGCUAAUACGUUAUGUAGGCAGAAGUCAUGCGCUACUGCCUCUAGUUGCAGAUUUCUUAACGCAUUAGGAAUCGAUUUUCCAAUACUAAAUCCUUGUCAAAAAAUCUGUAAUUUAAGAGAAAAUACACAAUAUGCGAUAUAUUCUGUAUACAUGCGUCUUAAUAACAAAUAAACAAAUUAAAAGAGUAGCAUGCUGUAUAUUCAUGUUACAAACAUUUUUUUUAUAUAGAAUACGCGUAUAUGUUAAUUCUAACGUGUACAUAGAAAUAAAUACCUCAAGAUUGUUUACACGAUUCAUUUACGCAACUUACCAUUUAAAUCAAAAUAAUUUCAAAUCGAAUCAGUGGUGAUGACAAUAUAUCGCGCAUAUAUGUAUAAUAAAAUAUAUGUAAUAUUUAUUAUACACUACACACAUAAUUAUAUUGGCACAAAAAUCUUUCUUUUUAUUAUCACUCCCAUACAAUCUAAUUAAUUCGCUUUAUAAUAACACGCAACUGUAUUUGACAAUAGACUUGGAUGACCUUUAA